AUGCAGGAGAUUGAUCCAAACUAUGACUCAUUAUCUGAAGAUGAUUUGAUUGAUACAAAAGAGGAUGGAUCGUCAGCAAGUUCUACAAAAUCAGGGUCCGAAGAGAUUGUCAAUGUUGAUAAUUUAAGCCAAUAUUUAGGGAAGUUAGGGUUGGAGAAUCGAUUUCAGAUGGCGUCCAAGAUGACAAAGGUUACAAAGAAGAUCAAUGUAGAUGAUUAUACUGGAAAUGAGAAUGAUGAACAGGCAGUUAUAGUAUCGAAACCAAGAAGAAAGAUUCAAAUUGAACUACCAGGAAUGUCAUACGAGCUUGGUUUUAACAGGAUAAAAAAUCGGAUGAAAGAUCGAAUGAUAAGAAAGGCACAGAGAAUUGAUAAUCUAAUUAAAGAGGAGAAGGAAAGAAGGAAGCUAGAUGAAGAAAGAAGGAAGCAAGAAGAAGAGAAAAGAAGACAAGAAGAAGCAAGAAGAAGACAAGAAGAAGAAAGAAGAAGACAAGAGGAAGCAAGAAAAAGACAAGAGGAAGAAGAAGAAAAAGAGAGAAGAAGAAAACAUGAAGAACUUGAAAAAUCAGAAGAAGAAAAGAAGAAACAAGAAGUAGAGAGAAUGAGGAAGCAAGAGUCAAAGAAGGUUGAAGAACAAGAGCAGCAACAGCGACUAGAGAACGAAGAAAGACUACGAAGACAGAAAGAAGAAGAAAUGAAAAGAAAAAUUGAAGAAAGUAGGAAGAAGAAGACGUACACUGAUUCUGGUUCCAUUACUGAAGAGUUCAUGAAGUAUAGAAAAGAUAUUGAGGAUAUUAAACAGCAGGUAGUGGAACCUGUUGAGAAGAAUGCCGAGUUAAAGAAACAUAUCAAUAUGCAGAGGAGGAGGAUUAAUCCUAAAUUUGGCCAAUUGACGAGUAGUCUAUCUCAAUUGGACAGAAUAACGACCCAGUUGCAGCAACUAAUAAGCCAAACUAAAGCGAACGAAGCUGCGUUUAAAUGGAUACUUAAUUUUGUGGCUAAGGCUAUCAUUCAUCAGGCAGAAGCUGAGGUUGGGGUCAAACCACAUACCAGUUUGGCUCUAGGUUCACUGGCAUUGGAUCUUUUACUUAUGUUUCCAGAAUUGAAGUACUACUUGAUGGCUCGUUUCGUGAAAAAAUGCCCACUAGUCAUUGGAUACACCUGUAAUAUUGAUACAGAAGAAGGAAGAGUUCGUAUGGGAUGGAGAAAAAGCGAUGGUAGCCGCUGGGAGGAUGAAGCAAGAUAUAACGAACGUCUUGAAGGUAUCUGUACGCUUUAUUCUGUGAUGACAAGACUAGAACUUGGUCCAAGAUAUAAAGGAUACAAUUCUCAGACCACCAAACAUCCAUUACCGAUAGCAAAGAGUUGGAUUAUGCUCAGUAGAAUAGCCAAUAUUCAAAUGGGCCUUAUCACCAAUGUUCAUUUUGUUUUGGUGGGAAGUUGGUGGGACGCAUGUGCCGCACAAUUCUUAAGAGCAUAUGGAAAGCAAGCCAAAAAACUAUUACAGUUGUUGUGGAACGACUGGACUUCUGUUUUUAGUGAUAGAAAGUUUUCUGGAGCAGCUAGAUUGAGACUAUUGGGUGAGGAACUGAGUAGUGGGACCAUUGACGAGUUCCCACCAAUGGAUUCAUAG
Molecule: messenger RNA, 1632 nt
Organism: Brettanomyces nanus
Lineage: Eukaryota; Fungi; Ascomycota; Pichiomycetes; Pichiales; Pichiaceae
Exons: 2
Coding region: 1-1632 (543 amino acids)
Biological process (GO): regulation of translational initiation; regulation of translational termination; poly(A)+ mRNA export from nucleus
Cellular component (GO): nuclear pore cytoplasmic filaments; nuclear pore; cytoplasm
Molecular function (GO): translation initiation factor binding; inositol hexakisphosphate binding; phospholipid binding
Source: RefSeq, a predicted model, not a curated record